AUGCAAGAGGAGAUUCGACGGCAGCAGAUUGAGAGAUUAGUAAUGUAUUCCUUAGAUGGGAGUAAGCAAGUCGAAGCAUUAAAUUUACUAACAGAGUGUUUAACAUACGACGAUUACAUUUCGAUCUUAUUUCACGAGUUAUUAAACACACAAAAUUCCUCUGCGAGUCAAAUGAUUUGUGUGUUAAUUAAACAAGCGAUCAACAAAGGGAAGUCCUUUGACCAUCAAACAGCUCUGACUAUAUUAAUUUCUAAAUUAGACACUCUCAAACACAUCGGCGUCGUCUUAUUAACACACAUCUUCUUAUUAGCAGAUCAAUCACUUCAAAAGGAAAUCUUUCAAUGGGCUUUAACCCAUUCGACGCAUCCACUCUUCAUCGAUGUAGUCUCUACAAUCAUCACCGAUUGUUACUCCUCUCUCGGCCCAUCUUUCGAAGUAGAAAUCUCACAAAUUGUCCGUCUUGUGACCCCUCAAAUCGCUUCAACUACAGCAGGAAACGUCUCCCAAAUCAUUUUGAUGUUAAAGGAGAUCUCCUAUUCCCCACCCCCUGACUUCCCUAAUCUCUACGUCGACCUUCUUAAUCAUCUCCUUCACCUCUUACCUACAGCAAACGUCAACUUAAAACUCGCUAUCGGUAAAUUCAUCUGCGAAGCCCCUUUUGUAGUUAAAAAGGCCCCAGAAUUCACAGAUCCCCUCAUUAACGCGUGUUUCCUCCUCAUCACCGACCAGGCAGACGACAUCUUUGUCACCGGGUGCGACUUGUUGGAAGCACUCAUCUCAGCGUUCCCAGAGAAGUUGGACCCUUUCACUUUUAAAUUACUUCUCCCCCGUCUUGUCUUAUCUCAAAAUGAACAAACAGAACUCUUAGAAGGGAAUUGCGACGACGAGG
This is a messenger RNA of Entamoeba invadens IP1, 889 nucleotides long. RefSeq lists its product as hypothetical. The annotation marks the transcript as partial. The record is from RefSeq and is a predicted model, not a curated record. The transcript has a single exon. NCBI's taxonomy places the organism in Eukaryota, Evosea, Mastigamoebida, Endamoebidae.